AAGAACGAGUUUAUGGUGGAAUGUGACAGUGUUCAGUGCAUGGGAGAUGGGACGGAGUGAUUGCACCGUACCAGGUGUUGAAGAGGGGUGAGAGGGCGACCUAAAGAGAUCAGCAACAAACGCAGACAUCUCCUCCUCUCCAAGCCAGCAGUGUCAGCUGGUAUCCGGCUGGAAGUGGUUUGUCCACAGUGAUCCACACAGCUUUGGGGAAUAGAGAAGCAUCGGCAGUGACUGUGACUAUGGGGGCAUGCAGACUAUAAUGGAGAUGAAGACACUGACAGGACUUCUCUGUGGUCAUGAGUUGUGUCCUCCCUUCACUUCUGCGUAACUCGACCGUCUGGAUUUCCGCCCCACCUUCUGCUCACCUAUGCCUGCAGGACCAUGGGUAGUGUCAGCAGCCUCGUCAACAGCAACAGCGUCAACAGCAACCACUGCAAAGCUUCUGACUAUAGGUUAAAAAAGGGAGCCAACCAUCAAAGAAAGAGUGGAGGUUGCGGCCUUGACGGGUUACUCAAGUGCGGCUUCGCUCAGGGCUCCUCGUCCAUGACUCAUCCCUCUAAAGGCCUGGCCCACACUCGGUCAGGGCGAAGUGAAGAUUUUUUUUACAUCAAAGUGAGCCAUAAGCCAAGGUCAGUGUACCACAGAGGAGGAUCGAUGGAAGAUCAUGCAGGUGGAAAGAAGAGAGAUGGGGAAUCAGAUGAGAGACUGCAACCAAAACUGCUGCUCACGUCAGGAAAAAUGACUGAGAAGACCUCUGCUGAGAAGUCAUUGAUCCGUUCCAUUGCAUUCAAGCCUGUGAUUCCCAGGAGUACAUCCUCCACAGAGACAGACCACAUCCUUUGUCCUCUGGAGAAAGCAAGGACUCCAGACAACAGACACAAGCAAGACACCUUCUCAGGGACUCUCUCCGACUCGGGGCGUAACUCUAUGUCUAGCCUGCCCACUCACAGCACUAGCGGCAGCUUAAGUGCUUCCACGGGCCCUGUCAGUCACAGUGAUGGCAGCUCAGCUCCUGCAAACAGUCUCAGCAAGGGUGUACAACCCAGUUUCCCUCCAUGGGUUAAUGGGAAUAGCUCUAACCUUGACUCUAGCUGCAGGUCUGGUUUGAACAACGGGGGGUUGGCAUCCAAGGUAAAUGGAGAUGCAGGCUCCCCACUUUCUGCAGAUGAGCCAAGCCCUCUCUCUGAAACCUCAGGUGGGAUUCGGUCCCCUAUUACUACAGAUGAGUCACUGAUUGAACGUUUGGAACAGAGGCUGCUGGAGAGAGAGUCUGAACUGCAGGAGCUACAGGUGAGUUUUGAGGAGAAGGAAGCAGACACCUGCCAGUUAUUUGACGAAAGACAAAGGUACUGCACUGAGGAGAUGGAGGGGCUGAGGCAGCGAUGCUCCACAAAACUACGACAAGUGUCUCAAAUAGCUGCAAAAACCCAGCAAGCACUCCAGCUGCAAGUCAGGCAGCUCCAGGCAGAGAAGGAGAAGCUUCAGGAGGAUUUCUCAAAGCUAACCCGGGAGAAGGAUUUUAUUGAGCUCAGACUGAGGUCUUAUGAGACAGAGAACACACAGCUCGCUCCGACACUGGAGGAAACUCAAUGGGAGGUGUGCCAGAAGACAGGGGAGAUCUCACUGUUGAAGCAGCAACUGAGAGACAGCCAGGCGGACGUCAGCCACAAGCUAAAUGAGAUUGUCAGUCUCAGAGCGUCACUGAAGGAAAACGCAGCAAAGAUGGAGAUGCUCGAGCAACAGAACAAAGCCCACAAGGACAAACUCCACUCCCGCACCAUAGAAAUUGAGGUGAGCCAAAAUGAACUCCAGCGCAAGAAGAAUGAGGCCGAUUUGCUGAGAGAAAAAGUGGGCAAAUUGGAGACAGACAUUCAGGGAAUGAAACAGGACCUGGCCAUGGCCAAAGAGCAGAGACUGCAGCACAGUUUGCAACAUGCCCAGACUCCGGCCUUGGAAAUUCAAAUUCAAGGCUCAGAUUCUCUCGAACAGAGCCAAGGGGAGGAAAACAGUGGACACGACUCCACAGAUUCACUCCAGAGGGAAGUGGAGAGACUGAAGCAGCAGCUCAGGGAGGAGAAGGAUGCACAAGAGAAACUGGCCAGCAGCUUUGAGCUCGAGAGGCAAACGUGGAACAAGGAGAAAAACAGGGUCAUCAAGUACCAGAAGCAGCUCCAGAUCAACUACCUGCAGAUGCACAAGAAGAACCAGGACCUGGAGAGGAUCCUUAAGGAGCUGACCGCUGAACUGGAGAGCCGGACAGAGCUUGGCAUGGACAUCAACUACAGCUCAGGGUUACAAACAUAUGACGACGUUAUUGCAACAGAGAUUUAAUGGAACACGCUCACACAUUCAAAAGUGAACUGGGCCCACUUGACUGUUUUUUUCACCACUGAUAUUAAUACCUGGAGAUCAUUCACUGCUAAUUAGUGUUUUACAGGGGUUAUUUAAUAGAAUGUGCAUAAUCUAGUGUAUUUUGUGUCCAGGAAACAAAAAGCAAUACAAUAAAAAAAAGAAGCUUUUUGUGAUGACACUGUUAGUAAUUGUUUAAAAUUAAAUGCUAAGUUAUUUAAGUUUCAAAUGAGAAUAUUUUUUUUUAUUUUUGUACCAUGCUGUCUAACAUGAUGCCUCGUCAUUCUAAUCAUGCACAUGUUUGUAGUUUAAAACACAAUCUAUUAGCCCGGAUGGAGGCCAGACAAUAGCUGAUUUAUCUGUUUCAUGAUUAAUGUCUGAUGGUGACACAUGAUAAGCAAGAUCGUGGCUUAACAUCUGUCCCUUCCAGCACGGACAAUGGCAGUGAUAUAUCAUCUAUUGUGAGUCUGGGUUCCUAAACCUUAAUUUACUUUUUGCCUUGUGUAUCCACGCAACUGUAUCCUCCCACACUGUCCAUUCUCAGAGCAUUUCAUGAGUCAUAAACAAUACACAGGUUCUGUGAUGCGUGACGGACCACGUCAUUAAAUUUGAUUCAACGGUGGAACUCAAUAUGCAAAGAGAUAAUACUGAAGUUAAUAUAUUUUAUUAUAUCAUCUGUAUGUUUUUGUCAUUCUCCAGAUCUUGUAAAACUUUUCAGUGAUGAGUAAAUGCAUCUUACAAGGCAGUGCAAUUACUUCAGGUGUCAUAUUAAGACCUAAUAUUACUCUGACAAUCAAUCCACUUAUAUUAAUAUAUGAAAUUAUUUUCUAUACAAUAGCUAUUCAGGCUGACUGAGUUACUUUCAUGGCUCCAUCGACAACCUUGAACACAGACACUUUGGAUCAGGACUCUGUCGAGGCAAACCUUAAGCCUGAACCAUGCAGAGAAUUAAACUUCAUGUCAGACUAAUUCCCGAUACAAAAAUGCACACAGUACAGUAUAUACCAGAGAACACCUCUGACAGAUACCAAGGGUAAAUGCAAAUAUUGGGAUUCACUUUGUGUUCUGUGUGUGUUUGGAGAGAGAGAUAGAUAGAUAGAUUAAAGGGGCUGGAUAGAAUACAAUAAAAGCAAAUAUUCUAAGAGAAAAACAAGAGAAAAAAGGGUGAUCUCCCAGUAAUGUCUAUCUCUCUCCCUACAUUGUUCAUCUAACUUUGUGAGAGUUAGCUGGCACUGCUCCACUUGGAGACAAACAAUCCUUCCUAGCAGCAGCCCCGGCCAUUUGGCUCUACUAUUUUGGAGCUAUUCCACUUCCCACAAGGGCAAAGUAGUUUGUGAAGCAAAAGUUUAACUACUCCACCUACUCAAUACUCAGGGGCUCACAUAGACUAUCCAGGCUGAAAUAUAUGCACACACUGUGCCGGUCAGGAGUGUGUGGCAAUCUCUGUAAUGAGGCUGUUUAAGAUUACUCAGCUACCCGCCAUUACAUUACAUUACCUCAGCAGGUCAGGAGAGAUUUGACGGCAGACAGACUAAGUGGAGCUCUAAGAUGAGGUGCUGUAACCAGCGGCCCUCAAACUGAAGUGACUGAUAAGUGUUUUACAGCCCUUACUCUGGGAAAAAGUGGUCAAAUAGGGAUGUAGCAAAAAAAAAGAACAGUUGAUACUGUGGAUAUGGUACCGACUGAAAAUUUCUUGGAAUUCAAUCUACAAAAUCAAACGUGGAGCAACUCAGUGAACAGCUGGUGAGCUGAGAUAGAAUUGGAAAUGAGUACCGACAAACAAGCCGUGGCGCAAACACAGGUGAUCUAAAAAAAAUAAAUAAAUAAAUUUAAAAAAGCAGCAAAUGUUUGUCAUUUGUGCAUCAGUGAUCAUUCAACACCUUUGCUAAUUUACUUUUUUGCUGUAUACUGAAAUUCUGUUUAUCUCAAAAAGUGAAUUUUACAUCUAUCUCAGCAAACAGACUUGUUUACUGGAGCUCUUUUUUGGCAGAAGAAAACGGUGAGCAGAUUUAUCUGUGUUAAAAAAAAACACACACACACAACAACAACGAAGUUAUUAUGGGACUAAUCUGCAUUAUGUUUGCUUUUAAUGAUUACUAAAACUGUCCAUUAAUGCAGUUCAUAUUGAAGGGUGUAUGUGUAAAUACUUGAUUAUGUACAGCACACCCCGAUAUGGCUGUAAACGUAUAAUGGUGUUUAAUUUUUGUUUGUCAAACAACACAUUAUUUAUUACAUAACUUCACAAGAAUUUAGAAAUAAACAUAAAUGAUGUUGCGAUAUAUAUUCAAAGCUGUCAACGGCACUCUUUGUCAAUCCCUCAUUAUCACCGUCUAUUCCUUUUGGACUUAAAUAAUGAGAAGAUUGUUUUCCUCUCCUGUCUAAUCAUCUGAUUUUGGCCUUUGUGGCGUUUCCUUCUUCACGCAGUCGCUCUUUCCAGCUCAGCUUCUGUCAUAACUAAGCUGAUUGGACCAAAUCAAACCUGAAAUCAAAUUAAGGCCCAUUGUCAAUACGCGUGGCUCCGUCACUGGCAUGAAAGGAGGACCACACAGAAAAGAUAAGAAGAAAUUCAAAAUCGCUGGUUUGACAUGAAAGACAAUAGCGCCGGCUGGGCGAGGAGACGUCUUACACAAAAUAACCAUAUGAGAAUCAUCACCUACACAUAUAUGACUCUUCUCAUGGGCUCUGUGAAACAAGUAAACAGCCAUUCCCAAUGUACUCUAACAGCUGAAUAGUUUUUAGAGGCACAUCAUGAUAAUUAUAGCUUUCAAUACAUAUCUACUGUUUACUUAAUAGUAGCAGAGAGUUUCUUUUGGCGGAAGGUUAUGAUCCAAAUCUCUGUGAAUGGAUUCAGCUGAACAUACAGAGUUCUUGUCCAGCAGAUGUCUCGGGGUGAUUGGACAGCAGUUAGGCAGCCGUCAGAAGACACUGGGUGAUAAUUUAGCCCUGCCCUGCAGUGACAUGAUAAUAAUGCACUCAUAUCCUGCUGUGAUUCUCCUGAUCGGCUGACAGUCAAGCACAAAAGAGCCUGAAUUCAUUAGUAAUGGGGAGGCGUAUUUGCAGACCUGUUCAACAUUCAAAAAAGGGAACUCUGGUUAAAUAUUCACAGCAAACUAUUGUAAUAAAUUCAGAAUUUGUGAAAAAAAUCAAAUUGUACUCCUAUGAAUGGGAGUUUGUACUUCAUUGCAUGGCCUGACCCUCACCUCUAACAUUAUAAUAAAUAUUCCAUACCGGUA
Messenger RNA from Larimichthys crocea (large yellow croaker), 5582 nucleotides. RefSeq names its product leucine zipper, putative tumor suppressor 1 (gene lzts1). The coding region runs from base 382 to 2331 and encodes 649 amino acids. The transcript has 9 exons. Gene Ontology annotation, biological process: regulation of synaptic plasticity; regulation of dendrite morphogenesis. Gene Ontology annotation, cellular component: dendritic spine. The record is from RefSeq and is a predicted model, not a curated record. Lineage: Eukaryota; Metazoa; Chordata; Actinopteri; Sciaenidae.